AUGCAGAAGAAACGUGUCCAACUGUCAUUUCUAAUAAGAAAUGAAAACGAACGUUUGCAUCGAGGUGGUAUCAACGCGCUUCGAUACGACUGCAAAAAUGAUCGUCUUUAUACCGCCGGACGGGACUCCAUUAUUCGUGCAUGGGAUUGCAAGCGAUAUGGUUCAGAUAUGUACGAAUAUUCGAUGGAACAUCACACUGAUUGGGUGAACGAUAUAGUUUUAGUGAAUUCGGGAAAACAUAUUCUCUCUGCGUCGAGUGAUGCAACCAUUAAAUUAUGGAAUGCACCGAAAGGAACUUGUAUGUCAACAUUGCGAACGCAUAAAGAUUUCGUCAAAUGUUUAGCAUAUGCUAAAGAUAAAGAGCAAGUGGCCAGCGGUGGUUUCGACAACAAUAUCUUCUUAUGGGAUAUUAAUGUACUAACCGCUUUAACUGCUGUGAAUAAUACAGUAACAACUUCAACAUUCACUGGCAAUGAACAUUCGGUAUAUAGUCUAGCAAUGAAUCCGUCUGGUACAGUUUUAGUUAGUGGUUCACCAGAAAAUGUGAUACGUGUUUACGAUCCAAGAACAUGUGCUUUGUUAAUGAAAUUAAAAGGACAUACAGAUAAUAUUCGUGCAUUAGUUUUAAAUCGAGAUGGAACUCAAUGUAUCUCAGCUAGUUCGGAUCAUUCAAUUCGUAUUUGGUCUCUUGGGCAACAACGAUGUAUUAGUAAACUUCAGAUCCAUUCCGAUGCUGUUUGGACAUUAUGUGUCAACGAAGCAUUUACUCGGUUGUAUUCAAGCGGCCGUGACAGAAAAGUGUAUCUUACAGAUCUAACGGAGCCAUCGAGAAGUAUCUGCGUUUGUCAAGAAGCAGAACCUGUUCUUCGAGUUGAGCUCGGCAAAGAACAGCAACAAUUAUGGGUUUCAACCACUGAAUCCAAUAUACGUUGUUGGAACUUAAAAGAUAGUUUAACCGCAUUAACACGUACGAAUUACGACGAUAGCGAAGUGAUCUGUAAACAGCCAGAUAUGAUCAUUCAAGGCGGACCAGCAUUGAAACACUAUCAUAUAUUAUCAGAUAAAUGUCAUAUUGUCACAAAAGAUUCGAAUAGCAAUGUUGCGAUCUACGACGUGUUACAAGCUCGAAUGACCGAAAAUCUCGGAAAAUGCGAUUAUGAAGAAGAGAUACGAAAGCGAACAAAAACAAUUUUUGUGCCCAACUGGUUCAGUGUUGAUCUCAAAGUUGGCAUUCUAACCAUAACACUCGAAGAAAGUGAUGUAUUUGCAGCUUGGAUCGCUGUAAAAGAACCCGUCGAUAAUGGAUUAGCUGGUGGUAGUAGUAGUGAAAUUAUUGAUUUGAAAGAAAACUACGGUGUGCUGAUGCUGCAUUCAUUAUUCGAACAUUGGCCAGUGACCAAACAAGCAUUAGAAACGAAUGAUGGCUAUGCAGAACGAAUUCAUCUCGAUAAUCUUUGUCAUUUACCUGGACAUACACCGAUCUUUGUUGGCGAAAUUGGUGGUCGAACACUUUAUCGUUUUCGAUGUAGUGAAGCGGGUGGUGAGCCCGAGCAAAGUUUUCUCUAUGAAGUUUUACCACAAUUCAUCACCAACGUAAUCAUCAAACAUCAAAUUCCUCCUCUGACCAAAAUUCCGUUCAUUCUUCAUCAUCAAAUCAGUGCUACGAAAUAUAACAAAAAAGAUCGUUUAUCUGCAAGCGAUAUGAUGAUCGUACGAAAAGUGAUUGAAUAUAUUUACGAACGCUAUGUUCUCAAUGAACAACAGCAGCAGCAACAGCAGCAGCAGCAUCAACAACAACAACAACAACAACAGCAGCAAAAUGCCGCUAUAGCCACAACCGGAAAUGGAUCAAAUCAACAUGAUGGAGAUACUGAACAACAGCGUGAAUCGGAUAUUAGUAAAAGCGUUGAUCUUAUUGAACUGUUAUGUCAAGAUCAAGUUCUGGAUUUGACAAUGGAUCUACGAACUGUGAAACAUUUCAUGUGGAAAGGAGGUGGCGAUCUCGUUUUAUGUUUUCGCACCAAAGCAUAA
Molecule: messenger RNA, 2031 nt
Organism: Adineta ricciae
Lineage: Eukaryota; Metazoa; Rotifera; Eurotatoria; Adinetida; Adinetidae
Source: the annotation of a GenBank genome assembly